This is a messenger RNA of Hemicordylus capensis (graceful crag lizard), 1030 nucleotides long. It is a transcript of the gene ARL16, whose product is annotated as ADP ribosylation factor like GTPase 16. Gene Ontology annotation, molecular function: GTPase activity; GTP binding. Lineage: Eukaryota; Metazoa; Chordata; Lepidosauria; Squamata; Cordylidae. The transcript has 5 exons. The record is from RefSeq and is a predicted model, not a curated record. Bases 492 to 821 code for a protein of 109 amino acids.
AAGGGGCUGCUGUGGCUGGGUGGGAGGGAGGAUUGGCUGAGCAAUGCCUGGGGGAGGAUUGUCAAGGGGUAGGCCGGGUUCCCCCUUGCCCGGUGGGAGGAAAGAAAGAAGAAAACCCAGUACAACUCAUGUAUGAAGAAGAUUGCAUGACUAUCCAAAUAAGGUCUUUUUUGGGAUACGGCCCUUUUUCGCGGGAGGUCGGGAGAGGAGGAAGUUUCUGGUGCUGAAAGAAGGCGCAGGUCUCACCGGGGCAGGCGGAGUCGGGACCGGACUGCCUGGCCGCGCAGCGCAACCUCCCACUCACAUAUCCCCGGGGGCGAAGCUACCGGUCCCUUUCCCGCCGUCUUCCUUAACAGUCUGUCGCACAGCUGAGCUCCAGGGAUGGCAACAAGGACCUUGGGGAGCCGCCCCCCACCCUGCCCACGGUGGGCACAAAUCUUACUGACCUUCCAAUAGGAAAGAAGAUCACAGUUCGGGAAUUGGGGGGAUGCAUGGGCCCCAUCUGGUCCAGUUACUAUAGUGACUGCUGCUGUGUCCUGUAUAUGAUUGAUGCUGCCAAGCCCACCCAGAUUUCCUCAUCCUGCAUCCAACUAUUAUCACUCCUUGCUGCUGAGCAGCUAACAUCAGUCCCUGUCCUCAUCAUUUUCAACAAAAUUGACUUACCAUGCUACAUGUCCCUGAUCGAGAUGAAGUCAUUGUUCCGAAUCCAGGACAUUAUCGCCUGUGCCAAGCAGCCCAUCACUGUUGUGGAGACCAGUGCACGCGAUGGCACUGGCUUAUCCAAUGUGAUACAGUGGUUUCGUUCCACCCUGUGUGAUUAAAGCUGAUGCUCCCAGAAGGUGGAGGUGGCUCUCUUGAUUUGACAAGGAGCCAUGGAAAGAGCUGGACUAACAGUACUGGCUUCUGAUUUGGGGCAGUAUAUUAUGAAGUGGCAGCAAGCAGGACUGUCCCCUGCAGGCAGUGGGAAGAAGGUUGCAACCCUGGACUUCAAUGUACUUUGAAACUAAUAGUAAAUAUUUUUAUAUUUAAA